GAUUGGAAGACCCUAAAUCGUUAGAGCUGGUUCCUCAUUUUGUUGUGCCUCCAAUCUCAAUUGAUAACGAGUCCGUUACCUUCAUUCAAAGAUGUCGGAAGCACCAUUCAGACCACGAGAGAAGCUUUUUGAGAAGCAAAAAUAUUUCCAGGGUAUUCAUAAGUAUACUUACGUGAAAGGCCCCCUUGACAAGGUUACAUCUGUUGCAAUACCAAUUGCUCUGGCUGCAUCGUCAAUUUAUCUGAUUGGACGAGGUAUCUAUAAUAUGUCGCAUGGAAUAGGAAAGAAAGAAUGACUGGGCAAUUUCGGAUUGAGGAGUUGGGUGUAUUGCC
Abrus precatorius (Indian licorice) is the source of this 332-nucleotide messenger RNA. RefSeq lists its product as uncharacterized. The record is from RefSeq and is a predicted model, not a curated record. The coding region runs from base 92 to 295 and encodes 67 amino acids. Lineage: Eukaryota; Viridiplantae; Streptophyta; Magnoliopsida; Fabales; Fabaceae. The transcript has 3 exons.